UUUUUUUCUCUUGACAAAUCUUGACAUUAGAGAAUCGAGAGUUUGACAAAGCAGUCAAACGUGCUUGCAAAAGGGUGAGGUAACACACUCUGUGUCCAGUUUCAAGAGAAAGAACGGCUAGCACUCUGACAGGAUUGUUGUUAUAUGGGAAUGUGGCGGCUAUAUUGGUCAAUUACAGGGGCCACAAUGUUGAUGGCAUGUAUGGUCUACGGGUGCACCUUCUCAGACACUCGAAAUAGGGAAUGUGAGACUGAAAUAAAAAACUUCGACUCGGAUGUGAUCACUGUGACCGAUGAGACUGAGGAAGCUGAGGCGGACUGGUUCAAGAAAUGCGUCCAGUGUUAUUACAGCUUGCAGCCGCCCGAUAAUUGGGACAAAAAAAAAACAAGUAUACAAAGCCUAUGUUCAAGGGAGAGAAAAGAAGUGAUUACUUCAAGAAAGUUGCCAACCGAAUCGAGAAGUUUUUCAUGCGGAAUAAUGACUGGGAAGCAACAAAGGAAAGAUCCAUUUACAAAGAUAAUGGUCGUCUGCUGGCCAUUACGGACGCACGCUACCUGUAUGUCACUCACUUGCUGUUCGAGCUGAGCGAAGAGAGGCUAACAGGGUGUCAAGAGCAGGAUGGCAAGACUAAGGUCCCUGACGAAGUGUGCUUUCCGGCGCCAUACGGCAGUGCGAGCCCAACUUCUGACUACGACGUGGGACUUAUUGGCCCAGAAUCUGGAUCACUCACAGCGAAAUUCAAUGACUAUUUCGAAAAACACAAGGAAGGUGACCAAUUACUGUUCGGCAAGCCGUCGGAGCGAGUCUUCGACACGAAUAUUUACGCGUUUACCCUGGAGUAUGCCAUGCCAGACUUGUACGUAUUCCAAGGAGCGGGAAGCACUGCUUUUCCUAAAGACUUAUUCAACGCUAAUCUUAAGGCCUACUACCAAAUGCAGGAGCUGGCAAGCUCAUAUUUUAAGUUGUACAAAUUCUGGAAACCCUAUUUCGACGAACUAGUGGCCGAUGCUAAGGAAAGUCUACCCGGCUCAGCAAACGCACGUACUGGCCAGAUGGAAAAUGUCGACAAGAAAGGGUUUUUUCAGAAAUGGUUGGAGCUAUAUGAAAAAAAAUAUCAAGAAUGGUCAGAAGAGAACUUUGACAGUAAGGACAAGUUCCGAGCAAAGCAUAACGACUUGUACCAGUCCAUCGUCCAGCAAGCAGAGAAAAACUACAAAACUAAUGAACUCCCGAUGAUCAACAACUAUGUGUCUGAGAUGUCAAUUGCCCUAGUAUUCGCGGCGGAAGCUUAUCACACUAGAGGGACGAUUCGAGUCGUAGUGGGCGUGCUUCAGAUGAAGAAGAACGAAAUCAAAGACCUGUUGACGGUGCUGGACUACUGGGUGUCCAUGGUUGAGAACUGGGCCGAUGCUAACAAGGAAUUCCAGCACUGUGGACCAUCUGACAAAGUCGCAAAAUGUCUGGUAAAGAUGAGCAAAUAUCUUUACCGGACUUUCUACUCCAUAAACGGCUUAGAUACCCUGCUAAGAACAAGUAAAUUGAGCGGUAUCAUCAACACCUUAAAAACACAGACCAAAGGGCUUAUAGAGAAUUUUCCAGGAAAGGAAAAACCAAUAGCCAAGGAACCUCAGGACAUCACCGAGAAGUGGGUCGAGAAAUAUCGCAACAAAGAGGCACAGCCAGACCACAGCAGUGAAAUCAGCCCAUUUCUGAAGCUUUUUCUUUGCACCGAGACCGAAAACGAUCCGCUGAGCCGAAGAUGCAUGGACAAAAUACAGAAACUCAUCUUCGACAUCAGUCAUUUGCUGGCCGUGGCGUCAGGAAGGGGAGCAUCUGAUUUCGACAUUCUUGCAGCUACCAAGACAGGACAACUCAAGCCAAGAAUAUAAUAUAUUUACCAAGAGAGGACAACUCAAGCCACGAAUAUAAUACCUUUACCAGAACAGGACAACUGAAGCCACGAAUAUAAUACCUUUACCAAGACAGGACAACUCAAGCCAAGAAUAUGAUACCUCUGCCAAGACAGGGCAACUCAAGCCACGAAUAUGAUACCUUUAACAGAACAGGACAAUUCAAGCCACAAAUAUAAUACCUUUAACAAGACAGGACAUCUCAAGCCACGAACAUAAUACCUUUACCAAGACAGGAGAACUCCAGCAAAGAAUAUAAUACCUUUACCAAGACAAAGCAACUCCAGCAAAGAAUAUAAUACCUUUACCAAGACAGGACAACUCCAGCAAAGAAUAUAAUACCUUUACCAAGACAGGACAAAUCAAGCCAAGAAUAUAUUAUCUUUACCAGAACAGGACAACUCAAGCCACGAAUAUAAUACCUUUACCAGAACAGGACAACUCAAGCCUACCAAGACAGGACAACUCAAGCCACGAAUAUAAUACCUUUACCAGAACAGGACAAUUCAAGCCACGAAUAUAAUACCUUUAACAAUACAGGGCAACUCAAGCCACACAUAUAAUACCUUUACCAAGACAGGACAACUCCAGCAAAGAAUACCUUUACCAGAACAGGACAAAUCAAGUCAAGAAUAUAAUACCUUUACCAGAACAGGGCAAAUCAAGUCAAGAAUACAAUACCUUUACCAGAACAGGACAAAUCAAGUCAAGAAUAUAAUACCUUUACCAGAACAGGACAAAUCAAGUCAAGAAUAUAAUACCUUUACCAAAACAGGACAACUCAAGCCACGAAUAUAAUACCUUUACCAGAAAAGGACAACUCAA
Molecule: messenger RNA, 2735 nt
Organism: Nematostella vectensis (starlet sea anemone)
Lineage: Eukaryota; Metazoa; Cnidaria; Anthozoa; Actiniaria; Edwardsiidae
Exons: 8
Coding region: 402-1889 (495 amino acids)
Source: RefSeq, a predicted model, not a curated record